UAUCGCCGCGGGUCGGUGGAAUCUACUUGUUUGUUGUUUUCCCGGUUUCACCAAGAAAAAAUCAAUAAUCAAGUUUUGAAAGUUAUUUUGUGUUAAAUUUAAUAAUCAUGGGGUUUUCGGAAGGUCAAAUUAUGUUGGACAGCCCGACCGGCGCUUAUUAUUCUGGACAAACUGUAAACGGCCGAGUUAUCUUCGAGUUGACCAAAGUAAAAACGAUUCGAGGUAUUUUCGUGAAAUUCCACGGCUUCUGCUCCGUGCACUGGACCACACAAAAGAGCAGGCGCGUCAACGAUAGGACAGAACACUACACAGUCUCGCACGACUCCCACGAAGAGUAUAUUAACCUGAAGAUGUAUAUCCUCGGCAGCAAGAAUGCGGAACACAAACUCAACCCGGGCAAAUACGAGUACCCGUUCACGUUCCAAAUCCCGGACAGCUGUCCGUCCGCGUUCGAAGGGUCCCACGGACACGUGCGCUACGAGCUGAAGGUGGUCGCUGACCGCGCCUACAAGACUGAUCAGGAGAUCUUCCACCCGCUGCGAGUUAUCGCGCCGCUGGACCUUAACUACCAGAACUGCAAGGAGCCACGCACGAUGGAGUUUGACCAGACCUUCUGCUGUUGGUGCAUGAGCUCCGGCGCGGCCCACACGCUGGUCAAACUGCCUGUCACGGGCUACUGCCCCGGGCAGGUCAUCCCGCUGGAAGUCAGCUGCUCCAACGCAAGCAGCGUCGAGCUCGAUCAGAUCAAGUUCGCUAUCAAGAAGGACACGGUCUUCCGCGCCGUAACGAACCCGGGCGAGAAGUCGGACCACGACACUGUCCUGGAGAUCACGAAGGGUCCUAUCCCCGGGAACACGGAGCGACACUGGACCGUGGAAUUGCAAGUGCCGGAGGUCGGCGUGUACAAUUUGAACACCUGCUCAUUUAUUGACAUACGGUACACCUUGAAGGUCAGCAUAGAAACAUCCGGAUGCCACGUGGACGAGGACGACUCUUGCCCCAUCAUAUUCGGGACCAUCCCGAUCGUGGGUUUCCAGGACAACCUUCCCGGGCUAGUCAACCAACUACCUCAAGUCAACCCUGCCGCCCCGUACCCGGCACCGGUCGUCAACCAACCGGUCGCUGCGAACAACUUCCAAGGCGCCAACUCCGCUUAUCCGGGCCAGACGUACCCUGGAGCGUCCCCGUACCCACCCCCGAAUGUGUCUCCGUACCCCAGCCCCAAUCCGCCGUACCCUAACACCAACUCGCCGUACCCUAAUCCGCCUUACCCCGGCGCGAGUCCCAAUAACGCUCCUUACCCGCAAGGCAACUCUAAUGGAGCCCUAAACCCCUCACCGUACCCGAACCCACCAUACCCCGGUGGGGCUCCAAACCCGUCACCGAAUCCACCGUACCCUAGCGAAGCUCCAAACGCGUCACCGUACCCUGGCGCAAACCCUCCGUACCCCAGCGGGCCUCCAAACGCGUCACCGUACCCCGGCGCCAACCCGCCGUACCCCAGCGGGCCUCCAAACGCGUCACCGAACCCUGGCGCCAACCCGCCGUACCCCAGCGGGCCUCCAAACGCGUCACCGAACCCUGGCGCCAACCCGCCGUACCCCAGCGGGCCUCCAAACGCGUCACCGUACCCUGGCGCCAACCCGCCGUACCCUACCACACCUUCAAAAGGCAACCUCCCGUUUCCUACCGCAGGGGCGUACCCUAGCACCCCCGCUGAGAAUCCAUCCGCUUCAAGCCCGUAUACCCGCCCUAUGAUGGGCGGAGGACUAAGGACCGGCACAACUGGGUUCAUAGGCGCCCCGGAACCGGCGGCGAUUCCUUUACUGCCGCCUGGCGCGGGCGUCCCGUAUCCUACCGUAAGUUAA
Messenger RNA from Ostrinia nubilalis (European corn borer), 1868 nucleotides. Its product is annotated as arrestin domain-containing protein 3-like. The transcript has 6 exons. Gene Ontology annotation, cellular component: cytoplasm. The coding region runs from base 108 to 1868 and encodes 586 amino acids. Lineage: Eukaryota; Metazoa; Arthropoda; Insecta; Lepidoptera; Crambidae. Gene Ontology annotation, biological process: protein transport. The record is from RefSeq and is a predicted model, not a curated record.